UGUCAAAUUCGGACGUACAUGUCCCACAGUUGCAAAUUGCACUUAAGUACAGCAGCCUAUAUAAAAAAGCGCGAUGUCCUCCGCUGGAGUUCCUAAAUGGGAAUAUCGCGUCCGCUUCCUCCUGUGUUUUCUCGGGUUGGCUCUGUCGGUUUACGCGCUGCACGUCGAGCUUUCCCGGGAGAACGAUCCCGAAUAUCGCGCGAUGUGCGACCUGGGCCGUUCCGUGAGCUGCUCUAAAGUCUUCACGUCCAGAUGGGGACGCGGAUUUGGACUCGUCCAGAUCUUUACUUCCAAAGACAGCGUGUUAAACCAGCCGAACAGUGUAUUAGGAAUCGUUUUCUAUGCAUUGCAACUGGGUUUAGGUCAGCUGGCGUCCAGCAGGGCGGCGCUCUUCCUCGUCGGGUCCUCCUGGGUGUCCGUGGCUGGAUCCGUGUAUCUGGCUAUCAUCCUGGCGUUCGUCCUGGGCGAUUUCUGCGUGGUCUGCGUCUCCACCUACAUCGUAAACUUUGCACUUCUCUACACAAACCUGAAGAGAAGGACGGGACUGGAGGGACGCCUGAAAAGAGCGAAGAGGCAGUGAAAGACACCUGGGGUUAUGCUUAUCGCUGCGAAUCAGAUUCAUUAUUUAUGAUGUAUUUCAGAAUGAUCAGAAAACACGUGCUUCGUGCUUGUUACAUGUACAGUGCGACUUAAAUUGAUCGAUUAAUGCUCAAUGUGUUGAAUAAAGUCAGAUUUUCU
This is a messenger RNA of Puntigrus tetrazona (Sumatra barb), 738 nucleotides long. Its product is annotated as vitamin K epoxide reductase complex subunit 1-like protein 1. NCBI's taxonomy places the organism in Eukaryota, Metazoa, Chordata, Actinopteri, Cypriniformes, Cyprinidae. The record is from RefSeq and is a predicted model, not a curated record. Gene Ontology annotation, biological process: vitamin K metabolic process; peptidyl-glutamic acid carboxylation. The transcript has 3 exons. Bases 74 to 580 code for a protein of 168 amino acids. Gene Ontology annotation, molecular function: vitamin-K-epoxide reductase (warfarin-sensitive) activity.